UGUAAAUACGAAUCUUGUUUAGGUCGUCGUUUCUCAUAAUAACUUGCAGUUCAUUCAUGUCCGCGAAUGCUUGCAAUAUAUUGUUUAUAUUUUAAGUAAACGUGGAUGUUGUUAAAUGCUUUUGAUAUGUACAGACUGGAAUAACUGUCCUUAAGGCUUUCAUUUGAACAUGCCUCCAUUACGCUGAUUUGUAUCAUCUUAAUAUUGUUGCCGUCGAUGCUGUCAUAAGGUUUUUAUCCAAUAUGGAUCGAGGGAAGAGUAUGACAGGACGGGGUGGCAAGAGCAAAACACCACACUACCCUGCGGACUUAUUUGCUCUGGGCUCCAAAGGUCCUUCAAGGGUCGAUGCUGGAGAGCCGAAAAGACCUACACCACCACAUUCAAAACCAGUGCCGAGCCAUGGCAUACCUGGCCCACCAGAUAGAAAACGGGAGGCCCCUCCUUCAGGAAUGUCCUCGAUGAUGAUGGCAAAGAAGCCAAAAGUUACUCCAAGUGUAGGGGCUAUUCUUAGUAGAGGCGUAGCAGGCCCUACCUCUUCAGUAUCUGCACCUCCAUCUUCUGGCGCAGACACAUGGGAAACUGUCGCAAUUGAUACAGAACCCUCAGGACUUGUUGUUGAAGUUUUAAAGGCCAAUGAUACAGGAGAGACAGAUAAAGUGGUUGGCCAGAUAUGCGGCGCUCUUAGAGCUAUCAAAAUGCUGAGAGGAAAACUUGAUCCAUGCCUCUAUCUCAGUUUACUGUACCUUGGGAAAAUUCGUCCAUCUUUGAUGGCAAUUGAACCAGUGCCACAAGCUUUAUGCUCUCUGCUAAGGAGGGACAUUACUUUAGGUAUUAAAAGUAACAAAAGUAAUCCUGUGGUUCCUAUUUUAGUCACAGGCUUGCUAAUGAGAGCCUUUAAUGAACGUAAACAUUGGCCUGAUUCAUUUGUGAGGCUAUAUGUUGAAGAUGCCAUUAAUGAACGCGUAUGGGUUGACAUGGAAGAAUGCAAAGGAUUUGUUGAAAAUGUGGCAACUGCAUUCAAUACAAAACAUCCCACAAAAUCACAACUGCCUCCUGAUUUGGGGCUUGUACCACCUAGUGUGGCUGGGCUAAGUAGCACCUGCUCAUCACCCUCUUCAGCUAUUGGCGAUGAUGACAGUGGUUUGGAGGGUCUGAAAGAAGAACUUGGUCUGUGCAUCACAGACAGCAAACAUGAGUUUCCUGUAAUGCCAAGAUACAAUGGCUCUCAUGAUAUUAUUGAACCAAUUGUGACUGAAGCUAUCAAGGAGCAGUUACUUCGACGUCAAGCCCCUGAAAACACCACAAGAAACUUUUUGAAAAUGUUAUCUGCAACAUGUGGCCUUGUGGAAGUUAGACUUACUGCCGCUCAACGACUUGAAACAUGGCUUCAAAAUCCAAAGCUUACUAGACCUGCGCAGGAAUUACUUAUGUACAUUUGUGUUAAUUGUAGUAGUCAUACCCAGCGUGAUAUAGAAGUAAUGAUCAACAUCAUAAAGAUAAGGUUGAAAACUAAAGCCCUCAUGAACUUCUACUUAUCGAGUAUAAAAGAACUUGUUAAUGCUCAUUCAGAAAAUUUAAGCACUCUCAUGAAACAUACUGUCUACAAUGAACUAUCCAAUGCUCGAAAUUCUAACAAUAUGGCUGUGAUCACUAUCAUGUUUCAAAUAUCUGCUGAGAAUGCUCCUAUCUUACUGGCUCAUGUUCUUCAAGAAAUUCUUAUGAAUAGAGAAGAUUUCCAUCGGCCCCUGAGAGCUUUCCUUCGUGAACUUGUUAUUCGAAAUUUGAGACACGAUCUUGAUGUAAAUUCCUUUUGUCGUGCGUUGAUGUCAGAUGCACCAGAACACAAAGCUGCUUUUCGAGACUUUGAUUUUAAAGAUCGAAUGUAUGUAAACAUAGUAGACCUUGUAUGUUUAUCUGUUUUCCUUGCAAUUUCACCUGCAGUCAAAGAGGCUGCCAGCCACAUAGCCAAAGGAGAUAAGAAAGACAUUGGAGUAUAUCAGAACUUCCAAAAUACAGUGGCAAAAAUUCAGCAAGAUUCUAUGUGGUGGCAUCAUGAAAUCGCUCUGCGCUUGUACCGACCGAGUCAAGCUGAAUAUGUCUAUGGUAUUCACAAGGUCAUGUUCAUGGGACAAGCAGACACCUAUUACAAGAUAGAUAAUUGGCCCCAAGAAGUUGAUCGUAUGAGUAUGUUGCGUUUAGCUUCUGAAAUUCCACUGCUGCAGCACACAUUGAUGCGAAUUCUUCUGAUUGGACUUUCAAAGGAUCAUCCAAUGAAUGCUCCUGAAACCAUGGAGCUUUCAGAUCAGCUGUUGAAGAGGGCCUCAGGCCUUAGCUCAGAGGGAAGCAACAUGCUGGAGGCUAAUAAGGUUGAAAUAAUUGACCUAAUUUUUAAUUUAAGUGCAUACCAUCAUCCUGAAAACAUCAUUUUGCCAAAAGGGUAUACACCUCCCCAAUUAGCUAUAUCAAACUCUUAUUGGAAAGCAUGGAUCAUGUUGCUUCUUCUUGCUACCCACAACCCAACAAGUUUUGGAAAGGUAGCAUGGGAGAAGUACCCCACUCUCAGGGCCUUUAUGGAAAUGUGUAUUACCAACCAUUUUGUAUACCCUCCGCCAUCACUUGGAGAGCAUGGGGAUGAAUUGAGAUCCAGGGAAUUUCAGUUGGCUCAGCUAGAAAAACAGCAAAUUUUGGAAUUUGAAUCCCAUCUUGCAGCGCAGUCAACCAAAGUUGCCAUAACUGAGCAUACAAGUCUUCUUCUAUCUCAAUUGAUAACAAUGGAUCCGUCCGGAGCACCUCGUCGUCCGCCUCAAGCAGUCCUAGAUCAGCUACGGACUCUGAACGAAUCUCAUCGCAUGGGCCACAGACUGUGCAGAUGCCGCAACCCAGAUUUCCUUGUUGAUAUUAUCCAGAGACAGGGAGCUUCUCACUCCAUGCCAUGGCUAGCAGAUCUGGUUGAGAGUUCAGAAGGUGCUCUGAGUCACCUUCCGGUACAGUGUCUCUGUGAAUUUCUACUGAGCUCUACAGUUGAUAAGCAACACAAGCAGCAGCAGCUUGUCAGUCAUUUAAGAUCAGUUCUAAUGGAUGCCAACCAAGACCCCAGCGCACCUUGCGAAGUUCUGGAGUACUUCUUACGUCGCCUCCACUCCACUCAAUCUGCCAGUCGUCUGCAGGCAAUCAAGGGAUUGCAACUAGUGAUGUCUCAUCUAGAAGAUGAAGCACUGGUUAUGGAUGUUGAUGGCAUUGACCGCGAACAUUCUUGGCUGCUGCGCCAUUUGCCUCAAAUACCUCACUUUGAACUGGCAAAACCACAAGUUGUUCAAGCACUGCGCGCAGCAUGUCAAGUGGAAAAUGAAACAAUUCUUGUUGGGGCUUACAUCAAUUUUCUGUCUCAGCAUGCAAUAGUUGACAGUUUACCUGCAAUGACUGACCUUGUACUAGAUAUGGCCACUUUGAUUGUCGAGAGGUGUACUAUAAUGUCUGCUCUGGUGCCAUUCAAAGGCUCACAAAAUAAUGAAACCUUGAUGUUCUUAAUGAAAAUAUUCCAUAGCUAUUUAAUCAAGGCUCGGGAGCCUCGAAAGGAACAUCCCACAUGGGCUGAGAAUCAAGAUAUUUUAGUUACAUGGAGCAAAGGUGUGGAAUCAACCAUGCACAUCCUUGUAGUUCAUGCUAUGGUGAUCUUACUAUCAUAUGGGCCCUGUAGUGACAGAACUAUCUUUGAUGAGCUCUUGGAGGCUUGGUUUCCCAAAAGUGGGCAGUUGCCCAAAGGUUACCUCAUUGACACUUCAGAAGAAGCCCUUCUUUAUCCAGACUGGUUGAAGUUGCGGAUGAUCCGCUCAGAAGUUGAAGUGCUGGUUGAAGCUGCUCUUGCUGACCUGGAGCCAAGAGACCUGGUCCUCUUCAUUCAGUCAUUUGGAAUUCCAGUGGAAUCAAUGAGCAGGCUUCUGGCUGCUCUGGACCAAAGUGUUUUGCUUAAUGAUGUUGCUGUUGCCAAUGCAGUCAUUGACAAAGUGUACAUGGCUCAACUUGUCGCUGUACAGUGGCAACGGGGAGCGACCAAUGGUAACAUGUUUGUACAAGAUCUUCAGUUGCACGAGCCUGUGCUGCCGGUUGCCUUGGAGCCGCCUGCUAAAAGUCAUCGGAACAUCUUCCCCAUUGGUACACCAGUUGCUGCUGGACGGCAGCUUUUACAACCUCAGGAAGUUCGCCUUUGCCUAGAUGACGUAUUUCUAGCCCAAAAUGAACAAUCAGUAAAAACAGCAUCUUGUAAAUCAUUGCAGUUGAGUCUGGCUGUUGAACUUGAGCAAUGCCCAGCAGAUAGCAGAAUUCUAUUAGCUAUAGCUGAGUAUUUUGCCACUACAUUAUCAAGCACUGUAGGCGGAUAUUGGAUUUCAUCCCUGUUUUCGUCUCCUCACAUGUCAUGUCCUUUAUUUCGACUCAUACUCGCUAACCAGAAUGUGGACAAAUAUCCUCCUGCUGCCCUGCAGCAGUUCCUACAGUCUGCCAAAGCAAUACUCCAAAUUGACUUACCUGUCAAAUCUCCUCUAACAGCAAUAUUAAAAACAUUUGUUCAGAAAUAUGAUGGUAAAGAUCAUGAAAUGGCUGACCUCACUAAUGGCAGAAGACCCUCUGUCAAACCUGACAGCAGAGUGGCAAGUGUUCAAUCUGUAACGAGCGCUCUCCUCACAAAAUCUCCAUCGGAUUCUUUGAACACUGGGCGUCUUAUUGACAAGCUGGUCUCAAUGGAACCAGAGCUUAUUGGAUCAUGUCACAAACUUCAGAUGCAGCUCCUUUUUGGUUGUUCAACAACUACCAUGUCAUGUCGCCCCUACUUGCUGACUCUCCUUAUUCACAGGGCUAGUUGGGCUACUUUGCAUACAGUUGUUAAGCACCUUUUAUCAUCCACUGAGCCAGAGUAUGAGCCAAUUGCUGUCCUGGAUUUCUUAUGGGCUCUUACUAGCAACCCAAAACUCUGGCAGGGAAGAGAAAAGAACACACCAAAGCAUUAUGUGCCUGAGAAUGUACUUUGUCUCUCCGUUCCUCAGCUUCAAAGUGUAGUGUCCUAUAUAAUAGAAGAAGCUGCUCAAGACAAUGGCAAAUCUCUUGAGUCUCGCUUGCCAUUGCUGCUUCUUUGUACUGAGGAAAAUGUUGAGCUUGUGGCUCACAUUGUCAAACAUUUACUUAAUAUUGCAACAAAUGAUGCGAACAAAGGUCUCAAAGCAGAUGUGGCCCAUAAGUUUCUACUGAGGUUGUAUUUUAGAAUACCUGGUCUGAUCAAAUAUUUGGUGGAUUCUGAAGCAGACAAGUUCCUGGAGAAAGCUUCAACUACAGAUAAUGGAUCAAGUGUGCUGGAUCGAAUGUCUCACCUGUUGUUCACUGCACUUGCUGCUACUCCCAUGUCAAAAGAAUCUCCUCGUAGAUCUCAAGAAUUUGAGCUUGCUACUCGUAAAAUGGCUUCUGUUCAUCCAGCUCUUGUUCUGAGACAGCUGCCAAUGGUUGCCUCAUCCCUACGAGGGCGUACCCAUUUAGACUAUGGAGUUUUUAGAAAUCGCAGUCAUUUGGCAUAUUUCCAACAUAUUCUGGGUAUCCUGGAGCUUCUAAAGCCGUACCUUUUCCAUCGCAAACAUGCUGCAGCUCUGCAUUCAACGUUGGACUCCUAUUUCUCUCUUUUUAGGAAUUAUGGAAUGACAAAGGACAUUUGUCAAAUCUUAAAUCGAAUCAUAUCGUUGAUGCUUGCAUACGUUUCACACGAUGCAUCUCCAGCUGUCAAGUAUCUACACACUCAUGCUAAUCUCUUAAGAGAACUUCAACACCGUCAACCACAGCUCAGCAGUUUGUGUGUGCUCAUGUCAGGUGUUUCAAUGCCUCGUGAAUCCACAGAGGAGUCUGACAGGGAAGGAGAGGAGAAGGAUACAGAGGGAGGUGAAGUGUUGGUGGCGGUGGCAGCACCCCCUGUUCAGCAGGAAGUGGACUGGAGGCCUUUGCUACAAAGAUUAGAGCAGGCUGAGGGAGAAGAAGUCAACGUAGCCUUGCAGGAUGUUGAAAAUGCAUCUUACCGCAUGCCUGGAAUGCUCAGAAAUUUCGUCGAGCCAAUAGGGUCAUUGUUGUUGUCCCCCUCAAGUUCUAUUAGGAGUAUAUCGCAUACCCUUCUUGCGAGGUAUUGGAAACACGACCCAUCGGCUGCUGCAGGCGGUGCAGCUCUCCGAAUUAUCUCCAAGUGUUUGGACAGCAACCAGCCAGAAGUGGUGGCCACAGCCUUAGAUCGGUUGCCUGACGUUGUUCUUUCAGUUCAAGAGGAUGCGGUCCCCUUACUUCAAAAAGUUUUUGCACUAGGUAUGUGUUCGAACAUCAACACAAUGCAACAAUUGUCUAAGGCACUUGCCCUUUUAAAUAUUCAGUCAGGGUCAUAGAAUGGUGUUAAGGCCAAUUCUUAAUGUUAAAUGUCCAAUUUUAUGAUUGUGAAAGAUUGUAAUUAUGUAUUUUUAUAAACAAAGUGGCAUUCUUAUGUUGAUUAGCAAAUUGAGCGCUUUUGUGAUUUCAAUAAUUCCUGUAGAUUUGACGAAAUGAAGUCAUAUCUUUAGCUGUUUUUAAUUAAGAACUUUAUUUGUUAUUCUAUGAUCCACAAUCUCUCAAUUGUGCCCCAAAUUAGAAAAUUCAGUUCCCUGUACAUAAAACCAUAGAACUUUUUUAUUAUUAUAAAAUAAAUGUGCUAAAGCUAUGGGAUCUGUAUGUACAAUACUUGUAUAUAAUCGAGGACUUUAAAAAAAAAAUGUGAUUCAUUUUCUUUCUUUUAAUGUUGAAGAAAAUCAACAAAAAAAAAUCGCGAGAGGAGUUUAAAUACAAAGUACGUAGUGAUUUCUUA
This is a messenger RNA of Thrips palmi, 6856 nucleotides long. RefSeq names its product integrator complex subunit 1 (gene IntS1). NCBI's taxonomy places the organism in Eukaryota, Metazoa, Arthropoda, Insecta, Thysanoptera, Thripidae. Gene Ontology annotation, cellular component: integrator complex. Gene Ontology annotation, biological process: U2 snRNA 3'-end processing. The transcript is spliced from 25 exons. The record is from RefSeq and is a predicted model, not a curated record. Bases 243 to 6404 code for a protein of 2053 amino acids.